This is a messenger RNA of Sycon ciliatum, 2108 nucleotides long. Its product is annotated as piggyBac transposable element-derived protein 4-like. The transcript is spliced from 2 exons. Lineage: Eukaryota; Metazoa; Porifera; Calcarea; Leucosolenida; Sycettidae. The record is from RefSeq and is a predicted model, not a curated record. The coding region runs from base 273 to 2108 and encodes 611 amino acids.
UCAGCACGCAUCACGUAUAUGUACGUGAUGGUACAUGUAACUGGCCCACGGAUCACGUAUAUAUACGUGAUGCGUACAGUGAAAAUGAACGUACUCUCGAGACAUCCGUGGUCGACGGAUCUUAUCCCUACGUGGACCAGUGACGUGCUGGAUGAACGUCGACAGUUCUACGAUAGUACUGACGGGCGCACGCGCAUGUGCGGCUAUGUACGCCUACAUAGAUGUCGCGUGCGAAAUUAUUUGAACAAUAGAAAUUUUGACAAUUUGCUGUCAUGGCGCGGCGUCGAUAUGGUGCAGACGAUCUCGAUCAUGUCCUCGACCUUGUCGUACUCGACCCUGACAGUGAUGUCGAGCCGACAUUGUCUGAAGACGACAUCGUUCUGUCGGAGGAAGAUGGAGAUCUGCCUGAAAAUCGCGCAGCGUCGCCAGGCGAUAGUGAAAAUGAAUUGGACGACGACGAUGUCGUAGGAGACGCCGCGGAUGACGAUGUAGGUAGCGCCAGCAGCGACAGUGACGGUGAGAACGAGGGGAUAUCUGCUAAAACGCACGUGGAAGCAGUCGAAGCACUGGCUGAGGGCGACGAUGGAAGUGAAGGUAUCUGGGUGAAACAGAAUGUGGAACCUAAUGUGCCGCCAUUUACUGGCCAGCCAGGGAUCAAGAUGCCUCUCCCGGACGAUCCAACUCCACUGGACUAUGUCAAGCUGUUCUUCACUGCACAAUUCUGGGUGAUGCUAGUGACGGAGACAAACCGGUUUGCAAGAGCAUACAUCGACGCUAACGCUGAAACACUGGCCCGGCGCAGCCUCGCCCGCUCGUGGACACCCGUUACCGUAGCCGAAAUGAAAGUGUUCCUGGGCUUGUUCUUGAACAUGGGCCUUGUUCCUAAGCCCGAGCUUGACCACUAUUGGAGCACAGAUCCCAUCAUCGCCACACCGUUCUACAGCCGCACGAUGCCGCGCGAGCGCUUCACCUCUAUCAUGAACUUUCUGCACUUCAUGGACAACGCUGAAGAAGAUCCAAACGAUAAGCUCUCCAAGAUACGGCCUCUUCUGACGUUGCUUCAGGAGCGAUUCAUGAGCGUUUACACUCCCAACGAGUACAUUUCAAUUGACGAGGAACUGGUGGCGUUCAAGGGAAGGAUAUCAUUCCGCCAGUAUAUUCCGUCGAAGCGAGCACGCUUCGGGAUGAAAAUCUAUGCGCUCUGCGAAGACAGCGGUUACCUCUUCAAUCUGAUUGUCUACGUCGGGAAGGACAACGAAACCUUCUGCCCUGAGAAGGUCAAGGAGCUCGGCGUGUCCGGUGCGGUAGUGCACAAGCUCGUUGAGCCGCUUCUCGGGAAGGGGUAUAAGCUGUACGUGGACAACUGGUACACGAGUAUCCCGAUAGCCACCUACCUCAAGGGCAACGCAACGGGAGUGUGUGGUACCAUUCGCAAGAACCGGAUCGGACUACCGAAGCGUAUAGCAAAUUUCAAGGGGCUAAAGAAAGGCCACUUUCUGUACCGGAGCGGUGGUGGCAUGAUGUUUAUAAAGUUGCAGGACACGAAGGAGGUGCAUUUUCUGUCCACGAUGCACAAGGCAAACGUAGAGCCAACUGGCAAGCGAGAUCGGCAGCGCCGCCCAGUCCGCAAGCUUCGUCUUGUACAGGACUACAACAAGAAGAUGGGUGGAGUUGACAAAAAUGAUGAGAUGCUGUCGUUCUACACCGCUGCACGCAAGUCCCGGAAGUGGUACAAGAAGCUCGCCGUGCAUCUGAUUGAGCAAGCACUCCUGAACGCGUAUAUCCUGCACAGGAAGUCAAACCGCAUGACGCACUUCGACUUUGUGAAGCACGCCCUGAAAGCCCUCAUCGCCGAAGGCAAGGCGGAGAUGGUAGCUCACGCGGAAGCAGCUGCUGCAGCAACCGGUGGAGCCACAGGCACGAAGCGCAUGGACAGCCACUUCCUCCGCUACAUCCCGGCAACCGAGAAAAAGGCUAAUCCGCAGAAACAGUGUGUUGUCUGCUACGGCAAGGGUAACCGGAAGGAUGUCCGCACCAUGUGCGCUGAUUGCCUCGGGAAUCCUGGGUACUGCAUUCCGUGUUUCGAGGAGUCUCACCGAGGGAAAUAG